Molecule: messenger RNA, 1214 nt
Organism: Rhagoletis zephyria (snowberry fruit fly)
Lineage: Eukaryota; Metazoa; Arthropoda; Insecta; Diptera; Tephritidae
Product: brachyurin-like
Biological process (GO): proteolysis
Molecular function (GO): serine-type endopeptidase activity
Source: RefSeq, a predicted model, not a curated record
AUGGUGCAAGGCUUCUCCAUUGGCCAAUCGAAAUAUGGACGCAUCGAAAAGUUUCCCUACCAAGUGAUGCUAAUCGGCAAGCAGUUGUGGCGCAAACGCAUCCUCUGCGGUGGCACUUUGCUCGAUCAGCGCUGGAUACUCACCGCUGGCCACUGCACCAUGGGCGUCACACAUUUCGACAUCUACCUGGGCGCACUCACCGUUGAAGAUACACCCGAAACGGGCCGUCUAGUGCUGCGUUCCAACAAAUUCAUCGCACACGAAGGCUUCAAUCCCGAAACAGCCGCCAAUGACAUCGCACUCAUCAAGCUGCCGGUCGAUGUAGCCUUUACACAGCGCAUACAACCCGCCACACUGCCAUAUCUCAGCCGCAAAGACGCACUCACCGGCGCCAAAGUGGUAGCCACCGGCUGGGGUGCCAACAGCGAGCUAUCCAAUUACAAUCCUAUGCAAUACACCGAACUGCGCGUGAUCUCAAAUCAGGAGUGUGCCAACGAAUUCGACGUCAUUACGAAUGGCGUACUCUGCGCAAAAGGUCUGCGCGAUGAAACCGUUUGCUCUGGUGACUCCGGCGGUCCGCUGGUGCUGAAGAAUACUCAAAUAGUUGUGGGCAUCACAAGCUUCGGACCAGCUGAUGGUUGUGAAACAAAUAUACCCGGUGGCUUUACGCGUGUCACCUACUAUCUGGAUUGGAUCGAGGCGAAAACGGGGAAAAUUGGGGUGCGGGUGCAAGCACAAAACCAAUGGCAAUGGCCAGCGCAGCAGGCACCAAUGGUGCAACGCUUACAACAGGUGGCUGCGGUGCAGAUACCACAACAAGCGCCACAAGGUCGGAGUGCGUUGCGAGUUAACGAUAAUAUUGUGUAACUUUUGGGGGAACGUGUGGCGCAAGCGUUGGGCGGGGAAUUAGAAACACAAAAAAAAAAAAAACACAUUUUGAAGGGGUGUUGAAAAACUUCUGAGUUUGGACUGACUGAAAACAAAGCUUUAAUUAGUGAUUUUGAUUAGUAUUUAUUGCUUAAAAUUGUGAAAAUAUUUUCUAAGUAAAAAUUCAAAAAAUGUUUUGAUUUUUAAGCUAAGCUUAAGCUGCACUUCCCAUAUUGGACCUGUGUGUGAUUCAAUGGGCGGCGUGUAAGUGCUGUGACGCAAAUCGCGCACGUUGGCUGUCAUUAGCGGCGGCGCUGAGCAUGCGCGAAAUUCCGCGCAUGAGUGGC